AUGCUGGGAUGGAAAAUGUUACGACGAUUAAAUGUUCCAAGUAAUGCUCGCUUUAUCCAUCUCUCCAGUACAUUAUCAUCUCCAUUGUUGGUUCCAUUCUCAUCAAUACCACAAGAAAAUCUCGGGCAUCCAAUUUUAUAUCGAAAAUCUAGAUGUGGAGAGACCACGUCAACUGACACACUAGAAUUUGGGAUCAAAUGUGCUAAGGUAAUGUUUUCUGAUGUAAAAUGUAAUCUUUAUUUAGUUGUGUUCGCUAGGGAGCUCUGCCGCAGGCCUUAUAAUGAUCCCCGUUCUUUCGUCACAGAUAGUUCAAGGAGCGGCAGAGAAGCCCGCUCUAAUGACAUUUCUGGUCAUCUCGAAUGCUUUCUUGGCCCUUCUGACUUUCACUCCUCUUCUCCUGCACGCUCUCGCCAAGAGAUUCGUCUGCGAUGUCUACUACAAUCCAAAAACGGAGACAUUUACAACUGUUCACUACAACUUUUUACUCAGAAAGAGGGCUCUUCAAUUCAAAGCAUCUGAUGUUGUAGUUGCGGAGAAGGCGGAGGCCAUGCAAAAAAUGUGGAUUCCCUUGGCCACCUGUUUUGUUGGGGAUUAUCCCAUGAUCUUAUUGCUGGAUCCACUCCAAUAUAGCGAUCAAGAAGCGUACCAACGGCUCACCUAUAACAUCCCACCGCCAGAAGAGACUAAGUCAACAUGA
Bursaphelenchus xylophilus (pine wood nematode) is the source of this 697-nucleotide messenger RNA. NCBI's taxonomy places the organism in Eukaryota, Metazoa, Nematoda, Chromadorea, Rhabditida, Aphelenchoididae. The record is from the annotation of a GenBank genome assembly.